Molecule: messenger RNA, 1749 nt
Organism: Ceutorhynchus assimilis (cabbage seed weevil)
Lineage: Eukaryota; Metazoa; Arthropoda; Insecta; Coleoptera; Curculionidae
Source: the annotation of a GenBank genome assembly
UGAAUCGUUACUUGUAGUGAAAAUGUUAAUAUUUUGGCUUAAAAUCUUAUAUUCUCUGGUGUUAUGUGUUGUAGUGUAUAAUGUGUGGCUUAUUUUAACUUACAAUAGAAUCGUUAGGUUUUCAUGGAAGGAAAAUGGAAGAUGGAUGCUACUGCUCCCGUUUGUUGGAAAUACCUAUGUGGCACUCUUCACAGGAAGACGACUUAAUAUGUUAACAACUUUGCUAUGGGCUGAAAGAUUCAUUGGAUUACCUGUAAACUUUUGGUUUGGACACAAAUACCAUUACAUGUGCAAUAGCGCAGAGGAAGCUAGAAUUGUUCUGAAUCAUCCGAAAUGCUACAACAAGGCUCAACUUUAUAAAGAUGUGAAGUACAUUUUUAGGAAUUCGCUUCUUCUAAUAGAAGCUGAUAAAUGGAAACCACGUCGUCGUUUUUUACGAAACGCUUUCAAGAGUAACAUGUUGAAAUCGUUUUUCCCAACAUUUUAUCAACAAAGUUUCAAUUUGGUGGAAAGACUCAAAUCCGUAGGCCCAGAAGAAGAUUAUUUUAAGUUUUUUAACAAAUACGCAUUCAUGAAUUUCUUUCUAACAUCUGUUGGAUGGAGAGGAGAAUAUAUUGACCCAAAUAUUGAAAUAUUUGGGGAGUUAAUAGAUAGAACACAAGAUGAGUUCGUGAAGCUCUUGGCAAAUCCCCUUAUUCCCGCAUAUAUAUGGAUAAACAUACCUCCAGGUGCAAAGUUGAAAUCAUUACGUACUCAAAUGAAAACGUUAUUAACAUUGAUUCUACAGGAUAAAAAACAGGAAAAGGUUGAAACAUCAGAAUAUGUUGAUAAUCCAAAAGAAGGAACAUUACUCGAUCUUUUAUUAAGUGAUGGUUAUGAAAAGGAAACCGAAUCUGAUGUUUUUGAGGAACUUGUUUUAUUCGCUGGAGCUGCUACUGAUACAACUGGACAUACAUUCGCUUUUUGCUUUACACUUCUUGGAAUGUAUCCAGAUAUACAGCAUAAAGUAUAUGAGGAAGUUAUGUCAGUAGUUGGAGAUCACAGUAUAGAAGAAACGAAUAUAAAAGAUUUACAUUAUACUGAAGCUGUCAUUAGUGAAACUCUCAGACUUUUACCUACAAUUCCAUUAUAUGGAAGAUACUGUGAAGAAGAUAUCGAUAUUGGGACAAAAGUAGUUCCAAAAGGCGCCAGCAUUUUUAUCAGUGCAUAUCACAUACACAGGAAUCCUGACUAUUGGAAAAAUCCUCUUAGGUUUGACCCAAACAGAUUUUUGCCAGAAAAUAUAUCAAAAAUUAUUCCUGGAUCAUAUCUACCCUUUUCAGCAGGACCAAGAAAUUGCAUUGGACAAGGAAUGGCAUUGACACUAUUGAAAAUUACCGUGGCCAAUAUUGUGAGACAUUUUGAAAUAACUUCCAAGCACAAAUCAAUUAAAGAAUUCAAGCUUGAAUCUUGCAUAUCAAUGAAAACAUACAAUAAUCUUGACUGUCAUUUUACUUUGAGGGUCAAACCUUGAAAGAUAUAUGAAAGGGAAUUGCAGUAUCCAGAAGUGGAGUACAUUAAAAGUCAAACGAGAUAUUGAGGUUUGGUUCUUGGUCCUAAUACUCCUUUCAAUUUGAUGAUGUAAUCGUAUUCAACCUUAUUUUAACUUCGAACAAUGUUACGUUUCCUAUUUUGAAAAUACAUUAAUUUCAUAAUAAUUAUUCCUGUAGUUUUGAUUAACCCCAAAGCUACGGUUCAUUCUUGCAGAGG